This is a messenger RNA of Aspergillus glaucus CBS 516.65, 1922 nucleotides long. RefSeq names its product DUF3984 domain-containing protein. Bases 363 to 1637 code for a protein of 424 amino acids. Lineage: Eukaryota; Fungi; Ascomycota; Eurotiomycetes; Eurotiales; Aspergillaceae. The record is from RefSeq and is a predicted model, not a curated record. The transcript is spliced from 2 exons.
ACGGACAUGAUGGCUCCUGUAUUUAUAGCGUCACGAAUCUACUUUUCCGUGGAAAUGCGGGGAUUUCCCCGGAUUCUCUCUUGUAUAAGUCAGCAAAUUUUAUGACAUCGCAUUUCUCUGGUUUUUCUCGUUAAGAAAGGAAUAAUCUGAACUAGUGCAGAACAAGUCUGUCUUUUUCUUAGGAACGUCCAGCGCAUUCUGUUGUACAGCACUGUACAGCGCACAUGUCGCCAGCUGUGCGCUUUCACAUGAAAGUGCCUCGGGCGGAGUCUACUGUAUUUCGCCUGCUCUUCCUCUUUCUCCCCGAUUUUCACCUUUUCUAGCUCCAGGGAUAUUGUCACCAUCGCCUAGACAUUUUCGCAAUGGAGCGCUCCUCAUCCCGUCCCGGCUUCCAAUCCCGCCGCUCCUACCCUUCCUUCAACCACCUCUCGCUUACCCCCUUGACCCCCCGAUACCCUAUAGACGAUGACGAUCUCGAGAGCGAGUCCCAGGGCUACUACUCAGCGCGAUCUGCGAGUCCAGAAACUGAACGCCCACCCAGCUCCAACGACUACACCAGCACCCCAAGACCCGCGUCAUACCUCUCCAGCAUGUCCGUCCCAGGAACCCCCGGCGUGUUAUCGCAGUCACAGUCUCGCAGUACCUCCCGUACACGUACACGCCAUGGCCGGAGCAAGAGCUCAAGUCGCAUGCACCAGGAUGGUACAAGGACGCCGCGCCGGUCUUCCUCGUCUCGCGCACGGCGCUCGGCCGAUAGUGACUCGGAAUGGAUGCUCCGGACGGGGAUUAUGCUUGCCUCGUCGACGCGAGAGGAGAAGGGCCAGAGCUGGCUGGUGAAACGGGCGAGUUCGACGAGUCUGGCCUCGGAGGCUGCCAACAAUAACUCCUACAUCGAGGAUCAUGCAGCUGCAGCUGCAGCUACCGCCUCGUCGUCAUCGCGGCCCCGCAGCAGUACUAAUAGCAAGGCGGCCAGUCAGAAAUCUCGCUCGGGGAUGUCUACCCCGUCCAGACCGGGUUCUCGAUCCAGCAGACGGGGUAGCAAGCCUGAUCUGGCCACAUCGGGUCUUGAGAUGACAUCCUCUUACACUUGGGUACCUACACCCGCUGGCGAGAAAAGCGAAUUUACUCCGGACGCUGUGGACGAGCAGAUCCGAGCUGAAAUGAUCAACAUGCAGCAGGACGCUGAUGUUGAUGUGGACGUGGACGUGGACGAUGGUGCAUCGUCAUCAUCGCUAUCUGCUUCCGACGCGUCCUCUGAUUCUGAGGACGAGAUUGACGAAAAGGAGAUGCAGCGGUUGACGCGCGAGAGUGGAUUCGGGCUAGGCAGCUGGCUGGAUCGGAUGGUUGAGUGGACGUUCUUUGGUGUCGAUGAGUGGCCAACGUUAUUCUCAGCUGGGCCUGAUAAUCGUGAUAAUCGUAAUCCACCUGCUCCCGAUGGUGAACGGGUCAUGGAAGAUCAUCAAGUUGCACCAGAAGAAGCAGAUGAUAAGCAUCUGGAAGAUUAUUCGGACAUCGCUACGAUCUUUAGCAGAGACGACGAGAAUUUUACUCCAAUGGUUGACAAGCCAGGAGAUGUCGGAGGAUGGGAGGAUGCAAAAUGGUUUCUCAAGGCUAUCAGGCAGGCCUUAGUAUUGUGAUGCAUUCGCUUUCUCAACGGUUAUUUCCCUUUCUGUAUUAUUUUACGAUCCAUGACCAUGACACUAUAUUCACAGCUACUUUAUAUCUACAGUAAUUUAACUAAUACCUUCCCUCAUAAACACACUACCUCAAACACUGAAUACCAAACAAUAAUUGCAAUACUUGGCCAGGCAACUAUGAUACAAAUCAUACCUGCAGAUUUGUAUAUUAAAUGAGAUCCCAGUGCCAAUACAUUGUAGCCUUCGGCCAGCUCAACAUGCAUAUAUUGACAUUUUAGUAAGCGC